ACCAUAAGACCCUGAGGAGGCUUCUCCGACCUCUAAUUUCACGCGUCCCUGGCCGUACCCAAGCCUGUUGAAGUAUUUAUCACUAGAAUUUGGACUGACUUGCAUUUUUAUUUUUUAUUUCCACAAGGAGCGCUGAACUGCACGGUAAUCAGGACAUGUGCUAGCCACGGUGGCAUCCAUAAUUUGUGCACGUCUUUACAGAGCAAUUGCAAUCAGUGGGUGUAGGUGGGCGCACCAAUCUCACCUCGCAAGAGAUUGAAGAGCGAUAGGACGGACGGAUGCAGAUUGCAAGGGAGGCGAGGCCGUUCUAUUCUACAGUACUACUAUUUUCUAGUACGGCGCAUCGCUCUGCACUGCAGUGUACCACGACCGCAACGACCUCCUCUCCCUUCUUUCCUUCCUCGUCGCAGUUGCAGAGAUGGAGUAGUUUUGUUCACAGGGGAAGGGAACGGUGAUGGCAGGAGGCAGAGGAGGAGUUUCGUAAUCGCAGCGACAAGAGACAGACGACGGGACGAGAGAGGGAGUCUUUGCAUCUGCUGUCUUGGCCUUCGUCUGCCUCUUUUUUGGUCGCCUUUGCCUUUGCAGCCUUUUGCUAGCUCCCCUCUGCUCUGUCUGUCUCUGUGAGCACUUGUCCUCCCUUCCCCACUCACUCUUCUCCACUCGCUCUUCUCCACAAUGCUGCCCUCAAGAUCAAGAUCUGGGCCAUAUGAGUCCCCCAUCAGCAAGAGCAGGCCGAGCACGCCCUCCUCCAACCACCGCCCGUCCACAACCUCCUCCAACCACCGCCCCUCGACGCCUUCCUCCAACCACCGGCCAUCCACCCCAGGCGGCUCCAGGAGGAGCAGCGUCGGCGCGCCAUCCACGCCGCGCUCGCGCACCAACGGCGGCCCGUUCAAGUCCGAGCCAAACUCGCCGCCGUCUGCCGCCCAGAAUGCACGGCCGCGGCUCUCGUUCGACCGGUCCCCGAGAUCCGCGGACUCCAGGCCCGUCGUUGAGCGCAGGGUGCCCAAGAUCGGCACGCCUCCCGAUAAGCAGCCGCGGAGGGAGGUCGAAUUGCAGGCGCGACUUGAGUCCGUCCAGGAGGACCUGAAGAAGGCCAAGGAUCAACUGGCCUUCAUUGUGGGUGAGAGGGACCGUCUUGUCGGGGAGCUUAACGAAGCCAAGAGAGUGACUGAUGAGACACAUGAGAAGCUCCAGGAUGCGCUCAUGGCCAAGAGGUGGGCUGAGGAGGCCACCGAGAUUGAGAAGUUCCGGGCGGAUGAGCUCGAGCAGGCAGGCAUCGAUGAGGCGCAGAGGCGUGAGGAGGAGUGGCAGAGGGAGAUUGAGUGUGUGCGUGGGCAGCACGCGGCGGACUUGGAGACGUUGGUCAACACAACGGAGGAGCUGGAGAGGCUCAGACGUGAUCUUUCAAUGGCGAGCGAGGCCAAGAAGGCGGCGCUUGGCCACGCUGACGAUGCAAUGAAGAUCGCUGAGGUCAAUGCGGAGAAGGUGGAGAUUCUCUCAAACGAAGUUGUGCGUUUGAAAGGAUUGCUUGAUUCGAGUGCAGCAAGCGAGGAGAGUAAAAACCGUGAAACUGAGGUUCUUGUCAAGAAUCUGGAGUCUGAAGUUUCAUCUCUGAAAGGCAAACUUGAGGAGGCAAAAAUCAUUGAGGGGAGGUUGGCUGAGGCGGAAAAAUUGAUUGAGGAGCUUAAGUCAGAGAUAGCUGAUGCACAGAAGGCUGAGACAGACAUCCGUCAGCAGUUGGAAGAAUGGAAAGAGAAGGCAGGAUCACUUGAAAUGAAAUUGGAGGAAGUUACUUUAUCUGAGAAGUUCAAAAGUGACUCUCUUGCAUCUACAACUGAAGAGUUGGACAAGAUCCAGUCUAUUUUGCAGGAUAGAGAAUCAGAGAUUGAAGUUCUCAAGGGAAAGACAACUGCCUUGGAGAUUGAGGUGGCAAGACUUCUAACAGAUUUAAAUGAUACCAAUGAGCACUUGGAUGCGUCACAGCAAGAGGUGUUUGGACUGCAGACAACAAUAGAUGUUCUGAGGAACAAGCUUGAGGCUGCGGAACAAGCUGCUUCAGAGGCUUUGAACAAUGAGAAGACUGCGAACACGAAGAUUGAAGGUCUGACCGAUGAGAAAGCCAAGCUAAUUAGGGAGCUGAAUGAUGCUAGAGAUAGAGAAGAGAAAGAGAAGAGGGCAGUGGAGGAUCUUACUGCUGCAUUGAAUGAGGCAUCUUGCGAAGCACAGGAAGCACACAAGAGGUUUCAGGAGAAAGAAGAUGAUUACGAGCAUGCUCUUGCGCAGAUUGGUGAUCUGAAGAUGGCUUUAAAGAGUACCAAAGAGAGUUAUGAAGUAAUGUUUGAUGAAGCGAGCCAGGACAUCGCUUGCCUAAGGAAAACCGUUGAGAAACUGGAGGCUGAGGUGAGCAAGUACAGAGAAGAAUGUGAAUCUAAGGAGCUUGACAUUAUCACGGCAAGCAAGCAGUCUGAGCAAGAAAUUCAAGCUCUUAAAGUAGAAGCAGACCAGGUAGUUGCGUCACUGCGAGGCGCAGAGCACGAGCUUCAAGUUGUCAACGAGGAGAAAGAGAGGCUUCAAGAGAAACUGUUGUACAUGAAAUCAGCGGUUGCUGAAGCCAACGAGGCUGUACAGGAGGCAAAGACCGAGAAGGAGAGGCUUCAAGAGAAACUGAUGUACACAGAGUCAGUGGUUGCUGAAGCCAACAUGGCUGCGCAAGAGGCUAAAACCGAGCUAGAGAGGCUUCAAGAGAAACUGACGUACACGGAAUCUGCGGUUGCUGAAGCCGACAAGGCUGUCCAAGAGGCGAAGGCUGAGAGUUUGCAACUGAAGGAGAGGUUACUUGACAAAGAGAAUGCAUUGCAGAGCAUAACCCAAGAGAAUGAUGAAUUCAGGAUGCGAGAAGCUGACGCCAUGAAGAAAAUAGAUGAAUUGUCCGCUUUGCUUGCUGAAGCCAUGACAAAGAAGCAUCCUGAAGAGGAAGAGAAACUAGUGGUCGUUGAUGAGGCGCACAAUUCUGUGCGCGAAGAAGAUGCCCCUUCAGUUGCCGAAAAUGAAGACACGGAAGGAGGUUACGGUAAAAAACUGAAGCUGGACAUCAAUGCUGUCGAUGGGGACUCUAAUGGGGACAUGCAUCAUGAAGAGAAAGAUGGCGCUGGGGUUGGGAAAGAGUCAGUGAAAACUGAGUUCACCUUACAGGAGAGCACGAAAGUUGUCGAGAAGAGAACAGCGACAGACAAAAAACAAGAAACUGAAUCAUCCAAUGAUGAAUUAGACUCCAAGGAGGAGGAUAGCGGCACUGAGAAUGCAAAUGGGACGACAGUAUCAGACGAUAUGAGUAAAGUGGCAAUGUCUCUGACAAAACCGCAGCAGCAACAGAAAAAGAAUAAGCCUCUGCUAAAGAAGUUUGGGAGCUUACUGAAAAAGAAAAACAGCAAGUAGCCGAGCACGCCUGUACUAUUAGUGUUAUUUCGGUAUGUCUUUGUUUUUUGAUUGACGAGGUAUUGUACCUGUGGUGAUUGCAGAAGUUUGUGGGUGUCUUGAGUUUCCUUUUUUUCUCUCUCUUUUUUACUUGGAACUCUCGUUGUUGCCCUAUGGUGUUGGCUGUUAUCUACACGUUUGUGGCAGUACCCUUGUGUGUAAAUGGAGUUCCUCCAAAUCAGAAUGGCUAUUCGUUUCUGAAACUGUGCAGCUCCUCCUGAUAGUUCAUGUAAUGUAAUGUAGUUGUACCAGUGAACAGGAUUUGAUUUUAUUAA
Phragmites australis (common reed) is the source of this 3752-nucleotide messenger RNA. RefSeq names its product WEB family protein At3g02930, chloroplastic-like. The record is from RefSeq and is a predicted model, not a curated record. Gene Ontology annotation, biological process: reciprocal meiotic recombination. Lineage: Eukaryota; Viridiplantae; Streptophyta; Magnoliopsida; Poales; Poaceae. The transcript has 3 exons. Bases 676 to 3438 code for a protein of 920 amino acids.